Molecule: messenger RNA, 954 nt
Organism: Letharia lupina
Lineage: Eukaryota; Fungi; Ascomycota; Lecanoromycetes; Lecanorales; Parmeliaceae
Exons: 7
Coding region: 1-954 (317 amino acids)
Biological process (GO): transmembrane transport
Molecular function (GO): transmembrane transporter activity
Source: RefSeq, a predicted model, not a curated record
AUGCUACUCUAUCCUGUUCGCUGGGGCCCUGACGCCAAACUGCAAGAUGAAUAUAUUUACGGUCUCAUUGUUCCCGUCCUACCCUCCUGGUUGCCCACGAGGACGGGAAUCCCCCAAGAAGAGGUGCAAUUCUGGACCUCCGCCAUGCUGGCGGCUUUCGGCUUUGCAAACCUAUUAGGCUCACCUUUCCUCGGCUGGCUCGCCAAUCGGAGUCCUUCGCGAAAGACUUUUCUACUUCUCGGCCUGCUCUUGCUGGGGGCCGCGACCGUGAUGCUCAGUCUUGGAACAGACAUUUAUGUUCUAGUCGUGAGUUGGUUCUUUCAGGAUCUCUCCGCGGCUAUCAUAUAUACCGGCGGACUGGCUCUUGUAAAGGAUACGGUUGGCCUUGAUGAGAUCGGGAAAUGGAUGGGCUUCGUGCUGUCAUUCGCAAACGCAGGAUUUCUCAUAUUGCCAACUCUGGGAGGACUCAUUUACGGCAAGCUGGGCGCUAAUGCUAUCUUUCUUACCAUGGGAAUCAAUGUUAUGCUCGAUAUUAUACUCAGGCUUGGUAUGGUGGAGAAGGCCGGUCCGAGAUCUAACCACCUACCUGAGAAUGGAGAUAGGCAACCCAUAGCACUUCUAUGCGUGCUGCUCACGGUUCUUGGCUUCGCGUUUUCUCUCACUAUCCCGCCGCUGGCGGCUGAUUUGGCGUCCGCUGUCGAACACAUCAUUGGAGAAAACCCAGAGAUCGGAGGCGAAGCAGGAGCCUAUGGGCAGGCCUUUUACCUGCUCAAUUGUGGCAUACCGGCAGGAGUGCUAGCAGGUCCAUCGCCGGCUGGGUUCUUUCACGAUACGUUCGGAUGGAGGGUAAUGGGCUGGACCUUGGCGGUGCUGAGUGCAUCAGCUGUGUUGCCAAUAGCAGCAUUCACCGGUAAUCAAGAGAGCGGUAGCAGAGAAGAUCUUAACGUGGCAUGA